AAUAUGCUCUAUUCAUACCUACCCGCCACUAGGGGGCACUCGUGUUUACGUGAUGCAUGGUAGAGUGCACACAGAGGAAGAGUGUAUUACAUGUGUGUAUUGUGCUUGUUCAUAGCUGUCUGUAGCUGAGCACAUGAGCAGUUGUGUGUAAGAUUAAAAGCAAACAUCAGCCUUUCUUAAGGAAAGGAGGAAAGUCCUGCUUGUGUUUUGCUUACCAUCUUGUGCAUCACGUAUUUGCUGUCUGUCUGCAAGAUAUUUCCACGUGGAUAUACACAUAUCUAAUGUGGUGGAGAUUGAGCAGGGGAGAACAGAUACAUGUGUGUCAGCGCCUCGUUUCAUGUUACAGCGUGUCACAGAAAUAGCAUCCAAAAGCCACUACCGUUGUUUAUAGGGGUAUGUUUCAUACAGGGCUAUUUUUGUAUGUUUUGAUUUAUUUUCUCUGUUGAUUUGGGAUCUUUAUAAUCUUGAGAAGGAAUGUGAUUUAAGGAGUAAUGUGUAUUAACCCUUUCUAAUCAGCCGAAUUUCACCCAAAGGGAGUGUUCAAUAGUUGGGCUACUGUUUUAUUUGUUUUAUUUAUUUUUCUUUAAACUGAAUAGGCCAUUGUAACUAAAUAUUUACAUUGUAUUUGGAGCUUGUGUUAAUUUGAUCUCUUUUUAUAUUUCUUGUAAACUUGGUUUAUUAUAAUAUACUACACAGGGGGAAAUUUCACAGUCAUUUAAUGCUGUGUUUUCUCUUAACUCAGUCGGAAAUAAAGAACCCCUGUUAGAUGUAUGGCUGUGCUGGAGUCUUUGUCAUAGUGUGAAGGUUUACACGGCCACAUCUUUUGGUACCAGGAGUGGGGUUAUUAGUUACUUACUGUGGGUUUCCUUUUGUGCAGAGGUUUUGUUUAUUAUUAUUUUUUAUUCUUACUACUACAAGUGGGUUAAACAACAGUAAACAACGGUAGUGGUCGAGGCUGGAUGUUUGUCACCGAGAGUCAACAGCGAGCUAUGUGCUGAUCCAGGAAGGACGGCGGAGAGUUCAAGUGUCAACGCUUCAGGAUCAACUUGACUGGGAAGUCUGCAUGGGACUGUGUUAGUGUGUGAUUUUGUAGAGACUGAAGCCAUUGACAUCUGCCGUAUAGAGCCAUGGAAGCUGAAGAUACUGAGCAAGCACAGGCACAGGGAGAGGACAGCCAAGGACUUGGUGCUGCUUCCCGGGUGAGUGACGACGAGAGAGUUAACCCUUUGCUACAGCUCCAGUCUCAAAUUCAGGAUUUGGGAAAGAGACAGGAUGAAGUGAUGUCAACACUGGCUAGUUUUAACACUGUCAAUACUAGGUCUUAUGUCUAUAUCCCUAGAGAACGACAAAUUGUUCCUUACUGUGGUGACUCUUCUAAAGACUGUCAGACCAUCGAUGAGUUUAUUGAGGAACUCGAACGAGUAAUUCGUGUAAGGGGAUUGAGUCGUGAAGACCAAGUAGACUUUAUUUUGUCACACUUAAGGGGGUCAGCACUUGAUGAGGUCAAAUUGUGUUUGGGGGGAGAUGAUGCAGCGCCUCGAGAUCUGUUUGUUUGUUUGAGAGAUGCUUUUCGUGAGAAACGGACAACUCCUCAACUGUUACAUGCCUUCUAUUCACGGAAACAGUUGGAAGGGGAGGACCUCCGCGAGUAUUCACAUGCCUUGUCAACAAUGCUGAACGCUGCGCUACAACAGUCGUCAAAAGCAGUUCCUGAUGUGCAGUUAACACUGAGGGAUCAGUUUAUUGAGGGAGUAGGAGACUCCACGCUUCGCCGAGAACUGCGUAAGUUAGUGCGUGACCGGCCCCGUGCAACACUGUUUGAGGUUAGGGAAGAGGCAUUAAUGUGGUGCGCAGAAGAACAACAACCUCGUAAGGCGAGUACUGCCAAAAGUCACUACUUAGUGGGCAUUGAGGGGGGUGCGGGUACAAAAAUGGCCAUGUCUCCUUCAGAAGACUUGCACGCUGUAUUAAAAGAGGUUGUGACAGUAGUAGCGCAACAAGGCAAAGCUAUCAGUGAGCUUACUAACGCUGUCCGUAACCUUACCACUCAAAGAAGCAGCUCUUCCUCUGAAAGGCCUCAAAGACCUAAGCUUAAGCCUAGAUAUACCAGAGACGGUCAACCCAUUUGCUUGAGGUGUGAAGGGGUGGGACAUAUAGCCCGUCAGUGCACCUCUCAAAGUAAUCAGGAAAGCCAGGUGACGGCCCCAGCCGAAACUCUUGUGCCGGGAAAAGGGGUCCCUCCGUUGUGUUGA
Messenger RNA from Misgurnus anguillicaudatus (oriental weatherfish), 2252 nucleotides. The record is from RefSeq and is a predicted model, not a curated record. NCBI's taxonomy places the organism in Eukaryota, Metazoa, Chordata, Actinopteri, Cypriniformes, Cobitidae.